Messenger RNA from Papaver somniferum (opium poppy), 1138 nucleotides. Its product is annotated as lipid phosphate phosphatase epsilon 2, chloroplastic-like. Gene Ontology annotation, cellular component: endoplasmic reticulum membrane; intracellular membrane-bounded organelle. Gene Ontology annotation, molecular function: dolichyldiphosphatase activity. The transcript has 4 exons. The record is from RefSeq and is a predicted model, not a curated record. Gene Ontology annotation, biological process: protein N-linked glycosylation; lipid biosynthetic process. NCBI's taxonomy places the organism in Eukaryota, Viridiplantae, Streptophyta, Magnoliopsida, Ranunculales, Papaveraceae. Bases 104 to 961 code for a protein of 285 amino acids.
AAUCACUCAAACAAGAAAAAAGGAAAAAAAAAAAAAAGGAGAAACGCAAAAAACAUGGUCUCCGUUGGAAACUACCAUUCCUACUACUUACUGAAGAAGAAAAAUGUUUGCAACUUCAAUUUUAUACAAACCCUUGCUUAGACUAUCUCCAUUAUUUUCUACGACUCCUUCAAGAUUAGUCUCUCUUAGACUAAUUUCUAAUACUGGCUUUAUGCUAAGGAGACUUGGUGAUGAGAAGAACAGAGUUGUUGGUUCAGAAACGAUGACUGAGAUGACUAAAAUUUCUGCUUUUAGGAAGGGUAGUGGUGACGGAAGUUUUGAGAUUACUGAAAAUGAAGCUAUUUUGGGUAAUGGGUCUCCGGAUAUUCCUCGAGAAAUUGUUGUGCCAAGUGGAAUUGAAUCGACUAUCAAUCGUUUGAGCAAAUGGCUUGUGGCUACAGUUUUUGGAAUUAUUGUGAUUUGGAGGCACGAUGCUCUGACCAUGUGGGGUGCAACGGGAGCAGUUGCAAAUGCAUGGCUCUCAAUUACGUUAAAACGAAUACUCAACCAAGAGCGACCUGUUGCUAGCUUAGGAUCUGGUCCAGGCAUGCCAUCUUCACAUGCCCAGUCCAUCUUCUUCGCUUCUGUCUUUGCUAUCCUAUCAUUGGUUAAAUCUUUAGGGUUGAAUGGAGUCACUGUGACCAUGGGGGUGCUUGGCUUGGCUUUCAGCUCAUAUCUUUCAUGGUUGCGUAUAUCACAACGACAUCACACCAUCAGUCAGGUUAUGGUGGGUGCUAUUUUAGGAACCAUUUGCUCGAUUUUAUGGUUUCAGUCUUGGUACUGGUUCGUGCUAAAAGCCUUCGUUUCCUUUUUAUGGGUACGGAUUAUUAUUGUUCUUGGGGGCGUCACAUUUUGUGUGAGCUUUCUGUUGUAUGUCAUUAAAAAUUGGCUCAUGGAUGGUGAUGAAGAUCAAAAUCUCUAAAUUUAGCCUAGAUAAAUUUUGAAGUCAUGUAUCCAAAUUACUAAUUCUUACUCUUGCGAGUAGCGCAACUCUGGUCUCACUGGCAUAGCUUGCGCGCUUCUGAUUAGUACCUUCAUGCAUAUCUUAAUUCUGACACUUUGGGAAAUUCAUGCUAAUAAGUUAAGAGUGAAUCAUUAA